Striga asiatica is the source of this 618-nucleotide messenger RNA. The record is from the annotation of a GenBank genome assembly. Lineage: Eukaryota; Viridiplantae; Streptophyta; Magnoliopsida; Lamiales; Orobanchaceae.
AUGGCAGACAGCCAAAAAUUAUCAAUCUUUCUAGAUCACGGUGGGCGUUUUGUUAUGUUGGAUAAUGCGAUGGAGUAUUUUGGAGGAGACGUUCAUAUCAGGCAUGGUAUUGAUUUUGAUAGGUUUGGGUACUUGGAUUUAGUAGAUGAAAUUGAAAAACUUGGUUACACUGAGGUUGGAAAAUUGUAUUACAAGAUCCGUGGGGAAAUGGGAUCGGUUACUUACAUAAAUAUCCACAAUGAUGCUACUUUGAUGGAUAUGAUUGCAAAUGACUUGCCAAAAUUGUUUCAAAACUGGAAGUCAUGUAAGAAUGCCCCGGUUGAGAACCCACAAAAGAAGCAAAAAAGUGCAGAGUCACAUGGCACUGCAGCUGAGAAUCCUCCACCAGCUCCCCAAUCUGGUAAGAAAAAACCAAGAAGGAACCCUGUGAGGAUGACUCAGACUGAACCAGCUCUUCAAUCUGAAAAUGAUCAUGGAAGUCAAAUAUAUAGAGAAAGAAAUUUGUGGCAGAGGUCAGAGAGGGAGGGUUCAAAGAGGAAGAGGUCAAAGAGGAAGGGGUCAUACCACUGGCACUCAAGAGAGUACAACAAAUUAGUUUUAUGCAUUCUUAAUGGGAUU